Molecule: messenger RNA, 855 nt
Organism: Naumovozyma castellii
Lineage: Eukaryota; Fungi; Ascomycota; Saccharomycetes; Saccharomycetales; Saccharomycetaceae
Gene: VAB2
Product: Vab2p
Exons: 1
Coding region: 1-855 (284 amino acids)
Source: RefSeq, a predicted model, not a curated record
AUGUCUGAGGCGGCCCCUAAAUUCCAGUCUAUAAUAGAUUCUGACGCAUUUCGACGUUUAAGAUCUAUAGAUUCAGUCCCUAAUUAUAAGACCCUGUCAUGGAAUUCCAUAUUCGAUGCCUCUAAGGAGGAAUUGGAUAAUGUGAAGAAGGACAUCAUCAACAGUUAUGCAGUGGUUCAGAAGGAUGUCGCCGACGAGACCAAACAGAUGGAACUGUUGGAACAACAUUUGAAAAACUCUGUCAAGAAGGUUAACUAUAUAUAUUCCAGUACUUUGAAGACAAGGAAACAUAACCGAGGCUAUGAACAUUCUUCCAAAAUUCUCGAUAAACUAAUACAUGGUGUGGAUGCUCUUGAAAGAAACAUGGAGACAUUGACCAAGAAUAUGGACGAUAUCGUUGAGUGUCUUGUGAAGACUGACUCCAAAUUACCCACUCGUUCACAGCUGUUAUCCAUUGAUUCAUUGAAUCAAAGACAUUAUCCUUUAUUAUUUGAUAUGAUUAAAAGGAAAUAUCCAGAUAAUUUUGUCAAGAAAUCAACCAAAAAAUUAGUCAAAGGUGCUCAACUUGAUAAGGAAUCAAAAUCUGAAAUACCGAUAGUUUCGGGACCAGAAUUUCCUUUAACUCUUGCAUCUGAAGAUGAAGUCAGAGGCCAACAGGAAAACCAGAACUCUCAUAGCCCCUUUACGAAUGCAAAGUGUUCAUCAAAUGAGUUGAAAAGAUUGAAUUUUGUUCUUCCAUCAUUUAGACGAACAAGCUCACCAUCAAUCUUUGCCAACUCUGAAAAUGUAAACGCAACAGAGAUAAUAGCCAUGAAUAAAAUGUCUAUAGAUGAACUAAGAAGGGCCAAAACAUGA